Molecule: messenger RNA, 1258 nt
Organism: Prionailurus viverrinus (fishing cat)
Lineage: Eukaryota; Metazoa; Chordata; Mammalia; Carnivora; Felidae
Gene: ORMDL2
Product: ORMDL sphingolipid biosynthesis regulator 2
Exons: 4
Coding region: 449-910 (153 amino acids)
Biological process (GO): intracellular sphingolipid homeostasis; negative regulation of ceramide biosynthetic process; ceramide metabolic process
Cellular component (GO): endoplasmic reticulum membrane
Source: RefSeq, a predicted model, not a curated record
GCGCUGAUUCUGUUCCACCAAUAGAAAGAGCGCAGAUGGGCGAGGGCGGCUGCUUCCUGGAGACCGCAGGUGUGGAAGCGAGCGCCGCUCCUCGAGCCCCAAGGGCUUCUGAAGCCAGCAGCUUCUUCAGGAAAGUGAGAUACUUGUUUCCCUUGCUGCUUGAAGUCCCUGCCCCAAGCCUAGGCGUGCCCCUUCAAGUUACAGUUGAAGUGUAAGGAUCAGAGUAAAGAUUACUAUUAACGUCUUGAAGAGUAGAGGACCCAUCUCGUCUUUCAAGUUUUCUUCCCUAAGUCUUCAGUUUUUCCUUUGCGCGCAGUGGGGGAAGUUCUUUCUUUCCCAAUAGAGGUCAGGGGAUUUGGACUAUUCAGGAGACAACUUGGGGGAACAAACUCAAAGAGGUGGAGAGGAAAUUGAGUAGGACUCCUGCCUGAUCCCCCACUGUGGUAGGAUGAAUGUAGGGGUGGCACACAGUGAAGUGAACCCCAACACUCGAGUGAUGAAUAGCCGGGGCAUCUGGCUGGCCUACAUCAUCUUGGUAGGACUGCUGCAUGUGGUUCUACUCAGCAUCCCCUUCUUCAGCAUUCCUGUUGUCUGGACCCUGACCAACGUCAUCCAUAACUUGGCUAUGUAUGUCUUCUUACAUACUGUGAAAGGGACACCCUUUGAGACCCCUGACCAAGGAAAGGCUCGGCUCCUGACACACUGGGAACAGAUGGACUACGGGCUCCAAUUUACCUCUUCCCGCAAAUUCCUCAGCAUCUCUCCUAUUGUACUCUACCUCCUCGCCAGCUUCUACACCAAGUAUGAUGCUGCUCACUUCCUCAUCAAUACAGCCUCAUUGCUCAGUGUACUGCUGCCUAAGUUACCCCAAUUCCAUGGGGUUCGUCUCUUUGGCAUCAACAAAUACUGAAGGAUGGGGCUGGGGAUGACACUGGACCAAAGGGCUGUAACAUCCUUUCCUUCUCCAUACUGUCUUCUGUAUCUUCAAAGCCUGAGAACUAUACCACCUUUCCCAAACUCCCAGGAAGAGAACAGAUAGGAAAAUGGGCCUCCCUGGGCCCAGCCCUGCUAACAGCAGGUUUCUUUAAAUCAGGAAAGGCGGGAAAGAUAAGGGCCAAAUCACUCUUUUUUCCACAGAAGGAAGCCAAGUUUGGGCAGCUUGUUUGGUGAUUUAAGUUUUUCUAGAUCUUCCACUCCCACUACCUUCCAGCUUUGUUUUACUGUGUAUUUUCCUUAUAAUAAAGAUAAUUUUUUUUCA